AUGGUGUUCAUCGAUGACAUAUUGGUUUAUUCGAGGACUGAGGAUGAGCAUGACGAGCACCUUAGGAUUGUUCUUCAGAUUUUAAGGGAGAAGCAGGUCUAUGCUAAGUUCAACAAGUACGAGUUCUGGUUACGUGAAGUAACAUUUCUGGGUCAUGUGGUGUCUGUUGAGGGGAUUCGACCUAAACCUAGAAAGGAGUUCACGGUUUAUAGUGAUGCAUCACAUGUCGGUUUGGGAUGUAUGUUGGUACAGGAUGGUAAGGUGGUUGUAUAUGUGUCUCGUCAGCUUAAGACACAAGAGGUUGAGAAUGGUGGCACUACUAAUUUUGGGAUAAACAGUGAUGGGGUACUUUUAUUCCACGGUCAGAUUUGUGUACCGAAUGAUGAGGAUUUAAGGCAGUCGAUUCUAAGAAAAGCGCAUAGUAGUCCCUAUACUAUACAUCCCGGCGGGAACAAGAUGUACCGAGAUCUUCGGGAAUUGUACUGGUGGCUAGGGUUGAAGCGUGAGGUCAUCGUGGAUCAAUUGACCAAGUCUGCUCACUUUAUCUCGAUAAGGACAAACUUUUCUCUUAGGAAAUUAGCUAAGCUCUACAUAUUGGAAAUUGUAAGACUGCAUGGGGUACCUAUCUCGAUCAUUUCCGGUUGGGAUCCUCGUUUCACAUUUCAGUUCUGUAAGAAGCUUCAUGAGGCUUUAAGUUCAGGAUUCGAUUUGAUCGCUUUCUAUCCUCGACAUGAUGGUCGAUCGGAGAGUUGGGAGGAGUACUUGUCGUUAGCGGAGUUUGCCUACAAUAAUAGCUUCAAGUCUAGCAUCCAGAUUGCACCUUACGAGGCACUGUAUGGUCGUAAGUGUUGCACUCUUUUAUGUUGGACUGAGUUGGGCGAGCGACGUGUUCUGGGUCCUGAUUUGGUCUCUGAGACAGAGGAUAAGGCAGAAAUCGUAUGCAGAUUUGAGGAGGCGUGCGAUCGAGUAUUCUAUGAGGGACUUAGUUUUUCUCAGGGUCUCGCCAUGGAAAAAGGUUCUGAGUUAGAGUUACCUCCGGAGUUGGACCACAUUCAUGAUGUUUUUCACGUGUCGGUGUUGAGGCGCUACCGCUCUGAUCCCACGCAUGUUGUUUCUGUUGAAGAGAUUAAGGUUAGGCCAGACUUGACCUUCGAGGAGGAGCCAGUUUAG
Messenger RNA from Gossypium raimondii (Peruvian cotton), 1170 nucleotides. RefSeq lists its product as uncharacterized. The record is from RefSeq and is a predicted model, not a curated record. Lineage: Eukaryota; Viridiplantae; Streptophyta; Magnoliopsida; Malvales; Malvaceae. Gene Ontology annotation, molecular function: nucleic acid binding. The transcript has 7 exons. Bases 1 to 1170 code for a protein of 389 amino acids.